This is a messenger RNA of Cydia splendana, 4790 nucleotides long. RefSeq lists its product as uncharacterized. The transcript is spliced from 19 exons. The record is from RefSeq and is a predicted model, not a curated record. NCBI's taxonomy places the organism in Eukaryota, Metazoa, Arthropoda, Insecta, Lepidoptera, Tortricidae. Gene Ontology annotation, molecular function: protein binding. The coding region runs from base 26 to 4135 and encodes 1369 amino acids.
UAUGAGGUCAAUAUAAAUAAAUAUUAUGGCACAAUUAAGUGAAAAUUUAGAUUUUUCUGGUUUAUUUAAAUUAGAUGUCCUUGUCCAUCUUGAUAUAGCUUCGUACAGUUUCUAUGAACUUGGACUAAAAAAGUUCUUGGCAGUUUCCAGUAACAAAGAAUUAUUAUUCUUUUAUAUUAAUCGUGAAUCAGAACGGGCAGAGAAGAAUUUUGAUUGGGAUUUUCUGGAUAACCCGAUCUUCUGUAUGUGUUUUGAACCUAGUGGUACUUGGGUUCUUAUUGUUAGUGAACAGAAGAUCUUGCUUGUUCCGUUUCUUCCUCAAUUUACGCCUCAAAAUGCAUUUGAUUGUAAAUGGUCCCUCUCGAGUGUCACAGUUCUUCCAUUCGCAAAUAUUCCAAAGCCUACUACCGUUGUAUGGUGGCUUACUAAGGAAUCGGAAAACAUAAUUAUUAUUGGAUCUAAGAUUGGAACAGUGACAUUUUAUAGCUUGGAAUCCCAAAGUGUGGUUGGAGAAUGUAAAGUGUCAAGUGAAAUCAAAGACUUACAGAUUUGUUUUGAUGAUUCUUUAGAUCUACUUGCUCUCCUGAUCUCUGGAGGAAAGUCACAGCAAUGGAAAUUAGUUCUAGAGCACAGGUCAUACGGCUACAACUGGCUGCAGCAAUGCCGAGCGCAGGCUGACAAGCGCGAUGGCUUACUGUCCUACAUUAAACAACUGUCCAAAGAUAAGAUCACCCUCUUCAGUCAGGGUGGCAGCAAAGAUGACAAAUCUCAACCCAUAGAGUACUGUUUGAAGCCCACUGAAUACCUGCCAUCUUUUCGCAAGGGAUCCAACAAUUGGGCACUGUCAGCCCAAUAUGUCAAUGGAAGACAUUUUCUUACAGCAUUUGAACUUAAUGAAGGCACAUUGAUUCUGGAAAGCCCAGAGGAAGAAUCUCCAUCGAGAACACUCAGACCAUGUAUUAAGAAGGAUGGCCAGUACAUACUAGGGCUUUGGUCGCAGAGACUCAUAUUCCUGUUGAGGAAGAAUGAGUUGGAAGUGCACAGUGCAAAUUUUUCCGUUGUUCAAGGUGAAGCACUUCUAGGCACUAAAAGGGACUUCACAGAGCUAUGGGCAGCGGAGCUCAUAGGCGAUGUCCGCGGCGCGCACAUUAUGUCAGCCAAGGAACCGUCUAAUGCGACCGGCGGCUGGAAGGAACCGACCUUUAUGUGCGACCUUCAACUGCCGCGGUUCGCGCUGGAUGGCUGCCUCGUUGUCACUUCCUGCGGGGUCUACAUUCUGAACACUGUGUCGGAACCGUGUGAAUGGCUAGUCGGCGUGAUAAUGCGCGGCGGCGGCGGCGCGGAGCAGCGCGCGGCCGCGCUCGGCGCGCCCGUGCCCACUCUGCUGCGCGCCUCGGCUGACAUGCUGCUGUCCCGCGGCAAGAUCGCGCCAGCUAUGUAUCUGUUCUCGCUGUCACAGAGUCAGCCAGACGGAUGGGUAGCGCGUCUAGGAGUGUUUGGACGACUCCACGAGCUAUCCAUGUAUAAACACACCGGGCAUGCUGCCCUCGGCGCGCCCGCCGUCGCCAUCAAAAUGUUGGCGCUGCUGCUCAAGAUGGGGACCAAUGAGGAGGAAACCUUUGACAUGGACGCAAAAUUCACAACGCUCUCAUCAGUCGAACUGACCGAACUCACAUCAAUCGCCGCCGCCAUUGGUCUCUGGGACCUAGUUCCAGUAUUCAGCACACACUGCGGUCACCCCGCCCUUAUACUGACCGCACUGAAAUCGAGGAAACUCUGCCGAAGCGCGAUCAACUUUAUACUACAACAGUUGUAUAUAGUGCCGCUGCUUUUAGAAGAAAAUGCUCAGUGGCUGUUUGAUUUUAUAGCAGAGAAAUGUGAUAGUUUUGACACGAAGAUUCUCAAGUGCUUCUGUCUUUGGCUGAAUCCAAUGCAAGAACAAUUACGACCUGUUAUGCGAGAUUUGAAUCAGGGAAUAUCUUCAAUCUACACAACAAGAAUGCUCCAGCUAAUAUCAACAUUUAUGCGUGUAGCCUGCGCCCUCGAAGCCCGCAGCCCGUGCCCAGACAUCCACCUCGAAUUAACACCAACUGCCGAAACGUGGAAGAAUCAGUUUGUACCCCGAAGGACACUCAGCUGCGGUUUAGGACACUGGGCGCUAACCGACGACGGGAACGCCAAAGUGAUGAUGACAGAGACGCCGGUCAAUACGGAAGUGAUCGGCAGAGUCGUAGACGUGGCUUGUGGAAGACAUCAUACAUUGAUUUUGACGGAGAAUGGGAUAUACGCAGCAGGCGACAACAGCUACGGGCAGUUAGGCGUGGGCGCGGCGUGGGCCGGCGCGGCGGGUGACGCGGCUACGGCACGCGGCUCGCUGAUGCGGGCGCGACACGACAACGGCACGCCCGUCACGGCCGUGGCCGCUGGCCAUUACCACUCGGCCGCGGUUGAUCAGGGCGGACGGCUCUACACUUGGGGGUGGGGUGUGCACGGUCAGCUCGGUCUCGGCACCAUCGAUGACAAAUGGACUCCGCAGCUAGUCACCAAGUUCCAGGGCAGAAAAGUCCUGCGCGUGGGUUGCGGCGCGUGUCACACCGUGGUGUUGACCCGCAGCGGCGAGGUGUGGGCGAUGGGCGCCGGCGUGUUCGGCCAGCUCGGCUCCGGCGCGCGCGACAAGAGCUCCUUGCCCCUGCGUGUCGCGCUCGACCCCGUGGAGAACAUUGCUGUCGGAUACUUUCACAGUUUGGCGCUAACUCAAAAGCGUGAGCUGUGGUGCUGGGGCGCGAGUCCGCAGCAGGUGCGCGCCGCGGCCGCGCGCCGCGACCCCCCCUCCCCCCGCCCCGGCCCCGGCGACCCGCACCUCGCACCCGCGAGGGUUGACACCAGCAGAGUAGCCGCACCCAUCUUACAGAUGUCAGCCGGUUGGCAUCAUUCGUGCAUCAUCGACAGUGCGGGCACGCUGUACUCGUGGGGUUUGAAUUUCGACGGACAGUUAGGAAGUGGUGACAGAAAACAAAUACCAAUACCAACCGAAGUAAGGAUCCGGACGGAUUCGCAGCCCGACAACGCGCAAGAGGCCAAGACCCCCACCACACCACGCGACGACGGGCCCUCCAAGGCGCUCGUGGCGUGUGGAGGGGACUUUACCGUGUAUAUUGACGACGAUGGCAGGAUUUAUGCCACUGGCAAUAUGCAUUUGCAAACUAACAACGAAAAAGAAAAGGGCACUAAUCGCGUCAUAAUGAUGAAAACGACUAAACGCGUCAUCAAAAUCCCCGCCAGCCGCUCCAACAACAAGUUCCUCUUCCAGCCCAUCGACCGGAUCGACACCAUGUUUCCCUUCGAUAUCGACGGGUCGCAAAGAAAACCUCUAGAACCGAGACUCAACCCCCUCACGUCCUGCAAGGAUUUCAAAAAGAAAUCAUGGGCCGACGACAUCAUUCUGCUUCUAAGGGAAUAUAUUAAUGAGGACAUACUCGCCAACAACCUUAACAUGGCUGCUAAACUCGCUUUCCAUAACAAAAAGUAUUCUGAUUGUUUAAAACUUCUGUUAGAGAAUCUAAAAUCCAGUCCGCAGGAAGACCGCCUCUACCUCUCUCAUACGGAAUUUGAGGCCAAUGAAAACAAAAGCGCCUCUCCCAAAUAUCUGCGCAAAGAAGAUGAACUCAAAAUUGUAAUAACUAAUAUAAUGUCCAAGAGAAUCAAAGACAUAUCUCUGACUAUACUCAACGAAGAUCCCUAUCCUGUGAUAGAUUCUUCUGUAUACCAGAGUUUGCCGUGUUGUUGCAAUGAAAUGAAAUAUAUACCAAAGAAACCCAUCGCUACAUCCACUACUCUUAUAACGGAAAGCGACUUGUCAGUAAAAGCAGCAAAUGUAAUUGACAGAUGCAUCAGUAUUUUCCCUGUCGAUACUAAACUGUGGGAGGUAUGUUUCCGCCUCUCUAAGGACUUUUACUUAGAAAAUAAUUUGGCUGUUGCUGAGUUAGAAAGAGUAUUACGUAAAUACAUGGAGUCUAACGCUACGACGAUGGCGGGUGCCAUAAUGUACUCAAAUGAUUGUGCUCAAUACAGUAAAAUUUUGUCGCCCAAAUUCUACUUGAACAUGUGUAGCGAAGUACUUGAUACGUGGGGCUGAAGAGAAGUAAGGAUUUAUUUUGUGGAUAUUUCCUUGCGGUGUCUAUCAGAAAUUUAUUAAUUUCAUGGCGAAAUAAAGUGCGACAUGGCAUAUCAAAGCAAUAACGAGCGAUUGAAAUUUCAAUGGAUUGGAAGCGUUAGAGAUUUUUACAUUUUUGUGGUAUUAAAUUACCUAAUAUUAAAAUUGAAUGAUUAUAGUGUAAAUUGACGUAUACUUCAAUAAACGUUUAUAAUAAAUAAAUAUUUUGCUUAUUAGCUUACUUAGGAGAGCUUAUAUUUUAGUAAAUCAAAUCUGUCCAACUAAUGUGAUAAUUUAUCUUCGUUUCUUUUUUAUAGAGCAGAUUGUUGUGAAUGUGAUCUAUUCGACAUGUCAACUUGUGUUUGUUGUUUGAUUAGUUGUGAUAGAAGUGUUAAUGUGUGGUUCGUGUUUAUGUUAGCUUGUUGUUAGGUAAUAUACAUGUCAUAUAAUAUUAAUAAUUGUCGUGUUAUGAACAGUGGCGGAUUUGCAGUCUUUGCCGCCCUGUAACCGCCCCUUUGUCAGCACCCAUCCUAUUGAUUACAUUUUAAAUUAUUUCUUGUUAUCAUCAGCGAUUUUUUUGUUACAAUUUGCCGCCCUAGGCGCGGGCCUACUGGGCCUUAGGGCAAAUCCGCCACUG